Messenger RNA from Oncorhynchus keta (chum salmon), 4291 nucleotides. RefSeq names its product insulin-like growth factor I. Gene Ontology annotation, molecular function: growth factor activity; hormone activity. The transcript has 5 exons. Lineage: Eukaryota; Metazoa; Chordata; Actinopteri; Salmoniformes; Salmonidae. The record is from RefSeq and is a predicted model, not a curated record. Gene Ontology annotation, cellular component: extracellular region. The coding region runs from base 395 to 961 and encodes 188 amino acids.
CGGGUGGUAUGAGUCUUGUUCUAUCUUGAACUACUAACCAAGCCUUAAAGAGAUCAAAAUUAAAUCCCAUUCUAAGAAAAGUAUAAACGAUGACGUUAUUUGAAUAUGUGCCCAAAAUCCUUAAUGAAUAACUUAGGAUGAGGAGAAGGCAAAUGCUGCCCCAGCUGUUUCCUGUUGAAAAUGUCUGUGUAAUGUAGAUACAUGUGAGGGAUUUUCUCUCUAAAUCCGUCUCCUGUUCGCUAAAUCUCACUUCUCCAAUACGAGCCUGCGCAAUGGAACAAAGUCGGAAUAUUGAGAUGUGACAUUGCCUGCAUCUUAUCCACUUUCUCACUGUUUUUAAUGACUUCAAACAAGUUCAUUUUUGCUGGGCUUUGUCGUGCGGAGACCCGUGGGGAUGUCUAGCGGUCAUUUCUUCCAGUGGCAUUUAUGUGAUGUCUUCAAGAGUGCGAUGUGCUGUGUCUCCUGUACCCACACCCUCUCACUGCUGCUGUGCGUCCUAACCCUGACUUCGGCGGCAACAGGGGCGGGGCCCGAGACCCUUUGUGGGGCGGAGCUGGUGGACACGCUGCAGUUUGUGUGUGGAGAGAGAGGAUUUUAUUUCAGUAAACCAACGGGCUAUGGCCCCAGUUCACGGCGGUCACAUAACCGUGGUAUUGUGGACGAGUGCUGCUUCCAGAGUUGCGAGCUGAGGCGGCUCGAAAUGUACUGUGCCCCUGUCAAGUCUGGCAAGGCAGCUCGCUCUGUGCGCGCACAGCGCCACACAGACAUGCCAAGAACACCUAAGGUUAGUACUGCAGUGCAAAACGUGGACAGAGGCACAGAGCGUAGGACAGCACAGCACCCAGACAAGACAAAAACCAAGAAGAAACCUUUAUCUGGGCAUAGUCACACAUCUUGCAAGGAGGUACAUCAGAAGAACUCAAGUCGAGGAAACACAGGGGGAAGAAACUACCGAAUGUAGAAGACAGAAUCUAACGGACAGGCGGACACGGAUGAGAGAUGGGUGGGCCCAUACCUGGUGCCCCUGUGGAAUGGUUCACUGUAAAACAACAAAAGGUGGAUAAUGGUACAAUGCUAAUGGUAAUAAGCUUUGUGUGUAAUGUCUCUAGCUGAGAGGUGAAGUGCUGGGGUUAAAUGAGAGGUAUUUUUAUUAUUUUAUACACUGCACCAUUUCAUAUUGGAAGGAAUUAUAUUCCAUGUCAAACCAAUGUAACAGACUAGUUUAGCUGCUUACACAUCAAAGAGCUUCUUCUUCUUAUACCUCCAUGUGUGAGCUGAGCUAUAGUGUCCCUGGUGGCCUCUGAUAGGCUCUGUGCUACAUACAGCCAAUAGGAGGGCAGCCAGCAGUUUUAUCUGUCUGUCUAUGGGAGCCAACGGUCCAUCCUCUUUACCUGAACUCUGAAAGAGUUCAAGCUUUACACUGAGAGGUUGGGCCAUGCAAAGUAGUCGGGCUAUUGGAUAAGUAAUCUCCCCAUUCUCAUCUAACAACCACUGCUUUGAUAAUAUAUUAGAACCACAAGAGAAUGUUAUUUCAGCGUCAGUCAGUUCUGGCCAAAAGAUGAUUUCACAGUUGUCAUUAAGGCUAUUUAUUUACUAUUGUCUACUUCAACAGACAGUAAGCGUAUUACAUGCAACCAUACCAUAAGAACCUGGCUUUGAGGCAACGACAUGACCAGAGACCUAUUCUGAUGACACAAUCAUCUUGUACUGCUAAGCCAUUCUAGUGAAACUGACAGUAAUAUUACAUUCUGUACUGUAAACAGAAAGUUUUGAGGAGAUUCAAUGUAUAUUUAAUUUGUAAAGACUCACCGUAGAUUCUCUGGUCUAAUAUCUGGUCUGAUUAAAAAUGGAUUCUAAUGCAGAGGACAGGACAGAGGGGCGCUAAAAAUAGCCAGCUACAGGAAGACGAUUAAUGAUUGAUUUCACUGCAUUCUUUUAUUUUGUCGGCUUAGGGAGGGACCUUUGCUUCUUCUGUAUGAACAUGGACUGCAUGGAUUUUUCAUUAAAAAAGGCGAUAAAAUGAACUGCAACACAUACAGUUCAUUCAAGUGAAUGAUAUGCAACUCAAAUACUGUUAGAAACACAGCAACACACACCUACAAACAGGACUGCAGUUGAAAAAUGCUGUGCACACACACACACACACAGUCCGUUUUGUGGCUAAGCCACUCAGAGCUCUGCUACUGUGAGCAAGGUUCACACACUGGUUCCAUCAGACCACGUUCUGAGAAUUCCUGUGUUUGCGUCAGGAUUACAGAGAGUAAUGGCUGUUUGCACAAUCUGGAUGCCUGACAGUCUUACUGUACCAUUUCAGCAACCUGACAACCCAUCACAUCUCUUCCUCCUCUGUGAGUGUAUAAUCAACCAAUACUCCCAUUUAUGUUAUCCUAUGCAUUCUUCUACUAUUAUUGUACAUGAUGGUAUCAUAUAGCAAAACCGUAUUAAGAAAAUCCUAUCCACUGUAUAAUGGUGCUAUUUUGUAGUUUGUUACUUGCAACGGUGGGCUAAAACAGGAAGAGAAAGAGAGAUGGCAAAGCUUAUCGUUGGAGGUCGUCCCUUUUGCACAGCCUUGUGGCCACCAUUUUAUUAAUAGUGUUUUUAUUUGUAUGCGAUUUCAAUAAGGUAGUAGUAUAAGCGAGCAAAUGUCUUUGUGUGAAAUCUGUGAAUGCAUGAAAAAAAAAGUAUCAUAUUGUGGUCCCAAGAAGGCAAAACGCUAUUUUUUCUACUGUUUUUAAAUUAUUGUUACUCAAUAUAGAUCCCUAUGCCAAAUAACUUGACAAAAAGCACUGUGAACUGUGAUCCUUCAAUAAUAUUAAGGUGUUAAAAGUCAUAGUGCACUUUUGUUUGUCCUGAACUAAAUGUAUGUAAACGCACCACAUUGAUGAUCAGAAAGCCAAGGCAUUGAUGCUUACUAAUAUGUAUGAUUAAGGUUGAACGAUUUGUUUUGUAAAACCAUGUGCCCAUGUGUUAAAGAGCUUAAGUGACACAGCGAAUCAGAUCUGGUUCUCAGCUCCCCACAAAGUAAGACAUGUUUUAUUUAUUACAACCUUUUACAAUUUUGGGCUGUUGAUGCAUUCGGACAUCAAUAAAAAUGGGAUAGAAAUGAUCCAAAAAAAGUAUUAAAAUGAAGGUCUGACCUAAAGUAUUAAUGUGGUACUUAUAUCCUUACAUCUAUCAGCAACCCACAGCUGUAAUCAUCAACACAUACAAUACAAUGUAGUUGUUGUGUAGUGGUUAAGAUUAGGCCUCCAUCUUAUCCAUUCACAUAUAGCUACGGACGAUAUUGCCAGGUGAAUUGAAAGCCAGGAUGACCUCUAUGGCCGCAUCCCAUUUGACCCUCCGUGAGAUGCAUGUAUGUGGUUUUAAAAUCUAUUAUCAGCACGAUUGUCCUUCAUUGCCAUAUCACCAGACUGAUACCAAAGAUCUCAGCUAAAUUAAGACACAAUCUAAUUCAACUUGCAUUGUCAGCUUUGUAUUUAAUGAAAGACAGUUUAGGUAAACUGACAACUGUCAAUCAUAAGCUAUCACAUUUGAUCGAUGUCUCCAUCCAUCUGAUCAGCUAUGCUAAUGCUGCUUGAGUAAUACAAGUGUAGGUUUCAUUCAUCCCCUGAAGCAUACGCUGGUCAGACUGACCCCAGUUCAGUCCUACACUGUUAGGCUUCGGCUGUCCCCACAGGAGAACCCUUUUUGGUUCCAGGUAGUUUUUUUUGUGGAAACAAAAGGGUUCUACCUGGAACCAAAAAGGGUUCUUCAUUGGGUUAACCUAUGGAGACAGCCGGAGAACUCUUUUAGGUUCUAGAUAGCACCUUUUUUUUCUAAGAGUGUAGUUCUCCCUGAAACAAAGCUGAAGAUGGAAGUUUACCAUGUGGGACUUUGUGGGACUGUCAAUAUGCCGGCAUAAAGGAUAAUAAUGGUGGCCUCUUGAGGGGCAGCAACAGAGGAAAGCUAUGAGCAUGAUAGAAUCUAGAUAUUUAAUCCAGUUAUCUGACUCCCAAAACACUAUUUUGACUGAUUCUUUGUCACCAUUUAUCUCACAAUUAGCAGAUACAAUGUCACAAACAGGAAUGAAAACUGUAUUUUGAAUUACAUAUAGGAACUUGAAUCUAUCAAGCGCUCUGGAAUAGGAAAACAUUUGAAUUGAAUGCCAUGGGAUUCCAAAGCUCACCAUCAUCUAAGAAACUGUUUAAUUACAGCGCUGUUAUUUCUGGUGCUCGAUUGCCUUCUGUAGAAAAUGUUUAAAUACUGACAGAUUGUUCACCAUUCCUGCUGAAUAAACCACUUGUCAACAUUA